AUGACCCACGAUACACUUUCUUUGUACGAUUAUGAGGAUGAGUUUUAUGUUCCACCUCGUACAACUUUCAGCGAUGAUUACUCUCACUCACUAGAUUUGGGAAAUGACUAUCAAUUACAAUCUUCAAGACGGUUAGGAACAGCAGAAACUACAAAUAACUCCACAUUCACCUGGAAAACACCAGAUUUAAACAAAAAGAGCAAUCGAGAGAGAUAUAUUCCAUCAACAGAGCCAUUUUACGAUCAGACAACACAUAAGGAGUUCUAUCAGCCAAUUAUUGCUGAGCCAACGAGGAGAGUCGCAAACGAAAAUCGCUACCAGCCGUUACAAGACAUCCCAUUUCAUUCCGAAACAACACAUGACGCUACCUAUACGUAUAAAGAAGUAGAUAACUAUCCCCGCCAAACGCAAUCUCAUUCCUACACGCCGUCCUCAGUCCCGUUCUAUGCACGAACAACGCAUCAAGAAGAGUUCGUUCCCAAAAUAGUUCCACGACAAACCCAAAACUUUGCGAAAAUGACGACAAUUUCUCAGGAUCCACUGCCUUCCUCCAUCAAAUUUGACGACUUAACAACGAACAAGCUCGAGUAUACUCCAAAAGAGAUUCUUCGAGAGCUGGCUCCUCCACCCGCAAAUAACAAUCCUGCACCUUUAAAUAUCAAAUUCGAAGAUCAAACCACGAAUAGGGCUGUUUACACUCCAAAAAAGGCUGAAAGACCUAAACGUGUUGUAAAUCGCGAAACAAUAUAUUCUUCGGACGGAGUGUUUCAUUCAACCACUACAAAUAAAGAGCAUUAUCAGAAAGCGGAAAUUGAGCGUCAGAAACCAAUUCGACGUGCUCAGACCUUGGGUUCGGAUGACCAAGCAAUGGAUACUAUGACAACUCAUCAGAUUUUUUAUCAGCCAGUACAAGGAGAAAGGGCGAAAAGUUACAAGAACACAUCGUCUUGGGAGCUCAAAGGAGAUUUUGACGAAACAACAACUAACAAACAAACAUUUCGAGCUCAUACAACCCAAAAACAAAAACCGAUUAAGCAGCCGCAGAAUCUGAAAAUUAAUGACGGAAGGUUUGAAGGAUAUACAACUCAUCAGAUUGAUUUUCAACCAAAAGCUGUUGCGAGGCAAAAGCAGCUCCAUCUGAGUGAUAACGAAUUGUUCGAGAAAAGCGAUCAAAUGCAAAAAACGGAAAUGAAUGAAGCUUUUCAAGCGAAAACAAUUGUUAGAUGUCCGGCUGAAGCUUUACAAGCUAAGAGAGAUAAAGCACGACAUGUGAAUGGACAUUUAUUCUUCCGUCACAAACACAAGAAAUAA
Molecule: messenger RNA, 1311 nt
Organism: Auanema sp. JU1783
Lineage: Eukaryota; Metazoa; Nematoda; Chromadorea; Rhabditida; Rhabditidae
Source: the annotation of a GenBank genome assembly